Scatophagus argus is the source of this 2585-nucleotide messenger RNA. Its product is annotated as collagen and calcium-binding EGF domain-containing protein 1-like. Gene Ontology annotation, molecular function: calcium ion binding. Lineage: Eukaryota; Metazoa; Chordata; Actinopteri; Scatophagidae. The coding region runs from base 553 to 1500 and encodes 315 amino acids. The record is from RefSeq and is a predicted model, not a curated record. The transcript has 13 exons.
GUCCCGGAGUGCAGAGGGGACAUGGGUCAACUUUAUGGUGCGACUCUCUUACCAUUUGGCGCUAUCUGUGUUGUUUUCCUGUGGGAAUCUGGUGCCAGCUCUAUCAGGACGACGCUUGCAGUGGACACCUCGAGGCUGUCAAAGAGCAGACCCCUGGAUGAACCGCUGUAGCGCGUCUAAUCUAAUAUGAUCUUCAAGGAAAUGCAAAAGGCAAAGGGAAACUCCAAAUGGUUGAAAUCGGUCGCGGUGCUGAGAGCCAAAUGUUACUUGUGCUCAGACAGAACAUGACAGAUGCUAUUAAGGUGACCAGAGACAGUCGGUGAGGAGAACGGAGUGCCCAGAUAAUAAGAUAUUGACUGUGGAGUAUCCCUGUGUCAGAGCUGGAGGGAAGAACAGCACUUGUUUCAGAGGGAUUUGUGGUGUUGUGCAGGAGUAAAACCCCGCUGCUCUCACCAUCUAAACAGAGACCUUACCAGCCACAGGUCUCCUCCUCCUCGACUGUGGUUUUCACAGCGAUGAGGGAGGAAAUGCUGUGAUGGAUUCAGGUUUGUGAUGGGCCAGUGCAUACCAGAAAGCGUGGACGUGUGUGCAGCGUCGCCCUGCGAGCAGCAGUGCACCGAUAACUUUGGGCGAGUUGUCUGCACGUGUUACCCUGGCUAUCGCUUUGACCGAGAAAGACACCGCAACCACAAAUCUCCUUACUGUCUGGACAUUGACGAGUGUGAGCACCCAGGCAGCAGCAGCAUGUGUGACCAUGAGUGUGUGAACACAGUGGGCAGCUUCCUGUGUCACUGUCGGAGUGGCUACAUGCUGGCAUCAGACCAGCGCUCCUGCAUCCCUGUACACAACUUGAGUUCAUCAGGAAAGUCUGACACGUUGAUGAGCGCUGGUACCUGCUCGUUCACCUGCCAGGACUUUAUAAACAUGAAAAACAGUCUGCUGCAGCUAAAAUUAAAGCUGGGCAACACACAGUCACCCAACCAGGUACCUGGACUGGCCAACAGCAGUGACAAGCCAUCUCUGGGGAGGGCAGGAAAAAGUCCUGAUAGUGCUUGUCUUCCUGGUUUACCUGGUCCUCCUGGAGCUCCUGGGGUUCCAGGACACCCAGGAGAACCAGGAAAAAGAGGAGACCCUGGGGACAGGGGCCCGCCAGGCCCUCGGGGUCCACGGGGAGACAUGGGACCCAUGGGUCCAGAGCCUGACCUGAAGCACAUUAAAAGAGGUCGCAGGGGGCCAGUGGGACCCCCAGGAGCUCCAGGACGAGAUGGCCUGAAGGGUGACAGAGGAGCUCCUGGCCCCAGAGGUCCACCUGGACCACCUGGCUCCUUUGACUUCCUCCUGCUAAUGAUGGCUGACAUCCGCAAUGACAUAAUUGAAUUGCAGGAGAAGGUGUUUGGGGAGCGGCGAGGCAUCUCUCUGGACAAUCCUCCUCAUUCCAGCGGGGAAAUGGAAUUUAUAGAGUGGGGCUCCGGACAAGGGGAUGUGAUGCACAGUGCCUGACCUCUGACACCACACCCACAGUAACAGUUACUCAAACCUAGCAAAACAAACACCAAACUUGACUAUUUGUUUCUGUUGUUAUAAAGGAUGCUGCUGGUCAAAGUGCCAACAUGUAAAUAGUUUCUAACCUCACAGCUGGGAUGAACUAAGCAAGGAGUCCUGAUUGCACUCUUAACACUGCCACAGACAGUAAAACAGAGACAUAUGGAUUUUUAAAAAAAUCUGAAACUGGACCACAGACUCUUUAACCACUGCAAGCACUGUUUGGCUGCCUUUCAUAUGCAGUGAUAUGAGUGAGGGAUGUGUGUGCAGGACGUAGAUGCAGUAUGUGCCUUUAUGUCUUAGUCUCUGAGCUGUGCGUCUGAGCUGAACCACUUCAAAGAUGAACUUUAUCGUCUACAUCUCUUCCUGUUCCUGAGUCUGUGCCACUGACAGUUUGCCUGCAGGGCGUUCGUACGGAGACCCAGGACCCGCACUGUAGGCCUCCCUCUGCACCUGCCUGCAGUAUCCGGCCCUCAGGACUGGACUCUGCAGCUCUGAGGCGUCUUGAGAAACUAAUUCACUAUUACCAUCCCAAUCCUGUAACAAAAACAGUUCUGCAUUUUUGUAAAUUGUACAACAACUCAAAAUCAAGUAUGAUGGAAAAAAUAUUUACUGCUGCAAUAUGUUCACCUAAAUAUCUAAGAUAUCUGAGAGAGGUGUCAAAUAUGUACAACAUCUAAUCAGGCAUUUUAAAUAAGUAGAAUCUGUUGGUAUCUGCAGCUCAUAAAUUACACACAGUAUUAAAUGUCACUCUAAAAAGCUGUUGAAAAUCAUAAUUUCAAAUUUAAAGGGUAAAAUUGUUUUAUGUACUGGGAAAAGCAGAUAAUCUCUUUUAAUAUAACUCGUCUGGCAAGCUGACUGAAAUUAUUUUUAAUUAGAGAAACAGGAGGAAAGGAACAGUUUCUUGAGGAUGAAGGUUGCACAAUUUCUCAUACGUCAACAUGGGAGUUGUCCAGAAACAAGAGACACGAAGAAAGAAGGCUGGUUUAAUGUAUAAAGACGCAGACAUUGCUCUUUGCUCAAUAAAGGUUUGCCUCGACAUA